Messenger RNA from Gekko japonicus, 1560 nucleotides. RefSeq names its product solute carrier family 18 (vesicular monoamine transporter), member 2 (gene SLC18A2). Gene Ontology annotation, molecular function: serotonin:sodium:chloride symporter activity; xenobiotic transmembrane transporter activity. Gene Ontology annotation, cellular component: terminal bouton; synaptic vesicle membrane. NCBI's taxonomy places the organism in Eukaryota, Metazoa, Chordata, Lepidosauria, Squamata, Gekkonidae. The coding region runs from base 1 to 1560 and encodes 519 amino acids. Gene Ontology annotation, biological process: xenobiotic transport; aminergic neurotransmitter loading into synaptic vesicle; transmembrane transport. The transcript is spliced from 15 exons. The record is from RefSeq and is a predicted model, not a curated record.
AUGGCUUGGAGUGAAUUCUCUGUCCUCAGCUGGCUCAGAGAGAGUCGGCAAUCCCGGAAACUAAUCUUGUUGAUUGUCUUCAUUGCAUUGCUCUUGGACAACAUGUUGCUUACUGUAGUUGUGCCAAUUAUUCCCAGUUACUUGUAUGGCAUCGAACACCAGAAAAAUGUAACAGAAGUCCAAACCAUUGGGCCAGAGACAGUUCCAUUGAAGUUGGACAGUUUUCAAAGUAUCUUCUCCUAUUAUGACAACUCUACAAUGGUUACCAGAAAUCAUUCUGAAGGUACACAGCCGGGAGAUUUUUAUCAUGCUCAGACACAGCAAAUGGCAAUAAAUAUGACUAAGACAUCAUCUGACUGCCCCAAGGAAGACAAAGACCUGCUGAAUGAAAAUGUUCAAGUUGGCUUGUUGUUUGCCUCCAAAGCGACAGUGCAGCUCAUCACUAACCCUUUCAUAGGGCCAAUGACAAAUAGAAUAGGCUAUCAGCUUCCCAUGUUUGCUGGCUUCUGUAUCAUGUUUGUCUCAACAAUUAUGUUUGCCUUUUCAGAAAGCUACAAGUUACUGUUUAUUGCAAGAUCACUUCAAGGAGUAGGUUCCUCUUGUUCUUCAGUUGCUGGGAUGGGUAUGCUGGCCAGUGUGUAUACUGAUGAUGAAGAAAGAGGCAAUGCAAUGGGAAUUGCCUUAGGAGGAAUGGCUAUGGGAGUAUUAGUGGGCCCGCCUUUUGGAAGUGUGAUGUAUGAAUUUGUUGGGAAAACAGCACCUUUCCUGGUGUUAGCAGCAUUAGCUCUUUUAGAUGGAGCCAUACAGUUGUUAAUUCUACAACCAUCCAGGAUACAGCCAGAAAGCCAAAAAGGAGCAUCACUACUGACACUCUUGAGGGAUCCAUACAUCAUUAUUGCAGCAGGAUCAAUAUGUUUUUCAAAUAUGGCUAUUGCUAUGCUGGAACCAGCAUUACCUAUCUGGAUGAUGGAGACAAUGUGCUCAAGAAAAUGGCAACUUGGCGUUGCUUUCAUUCCAGCUAGUGUCUCUUAUCUGAUUGGAACUAAUAUUUUUGGGGUCCUUGCACACAAAAUGGGACGGUGGCUUUCUGCUCUCAUUGGGAUGGUAGUAGUGGGAAUAAGCAUUUUGUGUGUACCACUUGCGAAAGACAUAUAUGGACUCAUAGCACCAAAUUUUGGAGUUGGUUUUGCCAUUGGGAUGGUGGAUUCUUCGAUGAUGCCUAUUAUGGGUUACCUUGUUGAUCUGCGGCACGUUUCAGUCUAUGGGAGUGUUUAUGCAAUAGCAGAUGUUGCAUUUUGCAUGGGGUUUGCUUUAGGUCCUUCUGUUGGUGGUGCCAUUGCGAAGGCAAUUGGGUUCCCAUGGCUCAUGACCAUAAUAGGAAUUAUUGACAUCCUCUUUGCUCCUUUAUGUUUUUUCCUACGUAGUCCACCUGCCAAAGAAGAAAAAAUGGCAAUACUCAUGGACCACAACUGUCACUUUAAAACCAAAAUGUAUACACAGAACAAUAUCCAGUCCUAUCCAAUAGGUGAUGAUGAUGAAGAAUCAGAAAGCGAUGAGUAA